Molecule: messenger RNA, 1747 nt
Organism: Carya illinoinensis
Lineage: Eukaryota; Viridiplantae; Streptophyta; Magnoliopsida; Fagales; Juglandaceae
Product: UTP--glucose-1-phosphate uridylyltransferase
Exons: 20
Coding region: 167-1594 (475 amino acids)
Biological process (GO): UDP-alpha-D-glucose metabolic process; glycogen metabolic process
Cellular component (GO): cytoplasm
Molecular function (GO): UTP:glucose-1-phosphate uridylyltransferase activity
Source: RefSeq, a predicted model, not a curated record
ACGUAUGCAAGGGUUCGAUAUAUUCGAUCAGAAACGAUAUCUCCCAGACUCCCCUUCAGUUCACUCUUUUCCUUUCUAGAAGAUAAUCUCUCUCUAACCCUCUCCUUUCUUUGAGCUCUCGAUCUUCCGGUUUGCUGUUUAGAUUGAAGCUUUGAAUUUGUGAGAAAUGGCUGCCGCCACUUUGAGCGCUGCUGAUGUCGAGAAGCUCAAUAACCUCAAAUCUGCUGUCGCUGGACUCAACCAAACCAGCGAGAAUGAGAAAACCGGGUUCAUCAACCUCGUCGCUCGCUAUCUCAGCGGUGAAGCGCAACAUGUGGAAUGGAGUAAGAUCCAGACCCCUACUGAUGAAGUAGUGGUUCCUUAUGAGAGCUUGGCACCCUCUCCGGAUGAUUCUGUGGAGACGAAGAAGCUGUUGGACAAACUUGUUGUGCUAAAGCUUAAUGGAGGUCUGGGGACAACAAUGGGUUGUACUGGGCCCAAGUCUGUCAUUGAAGUUCGGAACGGGAUGACAUUUCUUGACUUGAUUGUCAUCCAGAUUGAGAAUCUCAAUUCAAAGUAUGGGUGCAAUGUUCCAUUGCUUCUAAUGAAUUCAUUCAACACUCAUGAUGAUACAUUGAAGAUUGUGGAAAAAUACUCUAGCUCAAACAUUGAAAUUCAUACUUUUAAUCAGAGCCAGUAUCCUCGUCUUGUUCUUGAUGACUUUAGCCCACUGCCUAGCAAAGGACAGACCGGCAAGGAUGGAUGGUAUCCUCCUGGCCACGGUGAUGUCUUCCCAUCACUGAAGAACAGUGGCAAACUUGAUGCACUAUUAUCCCAGGGUAAGGAGUAUGUGUUUGUUGCCAACUCAGAUAAUUUGGGUGCCGUUGUUGACUUGAAAAUCUUAAAUCAUUUGGUCCGCAACCAGAAUGAAUAUUGUAUGGAAGUGACACCUAAAACCUUGGCCGAUGUGAAGGGUGGUACUCUCAUUUCAUAUGAAGGAAGAGUUCAGCUUCUGGAAAUAGCUCAGGUUCCUGAUGAACAUGUCAAUGAAUUCAAGUCAAUAGAGAAGUUCAAAAUUUUCAAUACAAAUAACUUGUGGGUUAACUUGAAAGCAAUUAAGAAGCUUGUGGAAGCUGAUGCAUUGAAGAUGGAGAUUAUACCAAACCCAAAGGAAGUGGAUGGAGUCAAAGUUCUUCAGCUGGAGACUGCUGCGGGUGCAGCAAUCAGGUUCUUUGAUAAUGCCAUUGGCAUCAAUGUACCCCGAUCUCGAUUCCUUCCAGUGAAGGCAACUUCAGAUUUGCUUCUUGUCCAGUCUGAUCUCUAUAUUUUCGAGAAUGGCUUUGUUAUCCGGAAUAAAGCCAGGACAAACCCUGCAAAUCCUUCUAUUGAAUUGGGUCCUGAAUUUAAGAAGGUUGGCAACUUCUUGAGUCGAUUUAAGUCUAUUCCCAGCAUCAUUGAGCUUGAUAGCCUUAAGGUGACUGGUGAUGUAUGGUUUGGUACUGGUGUUACUCUCAAGGGGAAAGUGAUAAUUGUGGCAAAACCUGGGGUGAAGUUAGAAAUACCUGAUGGAGCUGUACUUGAAAACAAGGAAAUCAAUGGCCCUGAGGAUCUCUAAGCAAAUUACUUUGAUCAGUAUUGGAUAGUAAAAUAUAAUCCACAAGAAGAUCUUUCUUUCUAUCGUAAUGCGCUGUGUAUUUUGAAAGGAAAAUAAAAGCACGGUUUUGGUUGUAGUUUGUUUCCAUAUGGAAGGCCUUUGGGCAGGUUAUCA